AAAGGCCCUGGCCUUACAGGGAAAAAUUCUCGACACACUGAGACAAAUUAGUCUCCGUGAGAAUCGAGAGUGGCUCACUGAGCAAGACUUGACCUCGAUACGCUCAUUUUUUUUUAAUGAGCUGGAAAGCAAGGUCAAUCCCAAGUGUCUCCGGAAUCUCCUAUUUAGACUCCUGAAAUAUGGGUCGCGUGAUGAUGCGUAUCAGUGCGCAAUCAAAGCUCUCUUUCUCGACUAGGAAAGAUUAUAGUAAAUCCUAGAUGGAAGAAAGGGUAGUCUUUUGGUCCGUACUUAGUACUCGUACAGGAAGGAGUCUUUUUCUGUCUGGAGGGUUCUUUUUUCAAGAAAUAAUGCCUCAGCUGGAUAAAUUCACUUAUUUGACACAAUUCUUCUGGUCAUGCCUUCUCCUCUUUACUUUUUAUAUUCCUAUAUGCAAUGAUGGAGAUGGAGUACUUGGAAUCAGCAGAAUUCUCAAACUACGGAACCAACUGGUUUCGCACCGGGGGAACAAGAUCCGGAGCAACGACCCUAACAGUUUGGAAGAUAUCUCGAGAAAAGGUUUUAGCAUCGGUGUCUCCUAUAUGUAUUCAAGUUUAUUCGAAGUAUCCCAAUGGUGUAAGACCGUCGACUUUUUGGGAAAAAGGAGAAAAAGAACUUUGAUCUCUUGUUUCGGAGAAAUAAGUGGCUCACGAGGAAUGGAAAGAAACAUUCUCUAUUUGAUCUCGAAGUCCUCAUAUAACACUUCUUCCAGUCGGAUCACUUGUAGGAAUGACAUAAUGCUCAUCCAUGUUCCACACGGCCAAGGAAGCAUCGUUUUUGAAUCUCAUUAACCAACCCCGGAAGAGAUUCUUUCUCGAGGAAUGGAAUGCACUACAAGAAAGAUAGACUCAUUUUUUAAAUCGCCCCGCGGUCUUGCUUGAAAGGUUCUCGAGAUUAUAAAUCGUCCAGGCGUGCGGGAAGGGAGCGAGACCAAGCCAGACGGAGAGUCAGCCCUUCCUUCCCAUUCUACGCGUGUCAAGUUCAAGAAAUGAAUGUAGCUUCAUUCUUUUGCUGGUUUACAUUCUGAACUGAAGGUUGAAAAACCCUUUAGGACCGACUACAACACGAUAACUAUCAAGCUCUCUCUGCUCGCGACUAGAAUAUAAGAUCCACGAACGCUAAGCUCUCCAUCUGCAAUGCCUAUAAGAUAAGCUAUCAAUCAGUAGGCUUUGCGCUGUUCACUUGUUAAUAGGGGGCUGUUCGGUUCAAUAGGAGCCCUACUUCCUUCAGUCGCAAGUAAAUGAGUCCCCGCCCCCCGCCUUUCAUCUUGCCCUUGUUACGCAAGACGCCAACAAAUCACCCUCUCGCUUAAAGGUUUGAUACUUCCGUAGGGCUUGCCUCGACGGGCGACUACUUUGAUUUGACUUCGUUGGCGCCCUUCAGUAUUUCAAGAGUGAACAAAAAAGCCCACGGAGUUGUGCCUUGUAGGGGGUUGAGUUUCUAGUUUUUGAACUAGUGAAGUGGUGUGUUAGUGGAGUGGACGCAAGUUCCGAAGCUCCACUUGCCUCACAGCGACUCACUACUCAAUGAAGUGGACGUGUAGUUUUGAAGCGUAAAUGGAAGGUCUCCUCUUUCUCCCUUCAUGAAUUCACUCGACCACUGUGCCUUUGUUCCCUCGGAACAGAUUUGAUGUCGUCUCCCUCACUCUACUCUUCUCUUCCGCCUUCACUGAGACAAAAAAGUGAAAUGAAGGCAGAAGAGAAGAGUUCACUACUACUUUUUUUAGGUCGACGUGAAGUCUGCGAGUGUAGGACGAAGGACUUUUUCGUUAUCGUACAGGAGUUACAUAAGAAUUUAUCUGACAUUCCUCGUUCCCGAAUUCACCCAAAAUUAAUUUAUCCUUUGAAUUACUAAAAGAAUUUUCUUUCGCACCGGAAAC
This is a messenger RNA of Dioscorea cayenensis subsp. rotundata (Guinea yam), 1915 nucleotides long. Its product is annotated as putative ATP synthase protein YMF19. The record is from RefSeq and is a predicted model, not a curated record. Bases 258 to 827 code for a protein of 189 amino acids. Lineage: Eukaryota; Viridiplantae; Streptophyta; Magnoliopsida; Dioscoreales; Dioscoreaceae. Gene Ontology annotation, cellular component: mitochondrion; membrane. The transcript has a single exon.